AUGUACAUCGGCGCAGUCCACCGCGAUGAUCUCAGAGACCACGAGCCAGCUACAAGUGCUGGGGCGACAGCAACACCUGCGACAACCAGUGCGCCGUCAAGCCCCACGAGUCCGGACGCAACCGCUUCUGCGUCGUCCCCUGAGGCGACCCCAGACGUCACCACCUUGACUGAGCCAACAACGACUUCCUCGGCGACAACCAGUGCGCCGUCAAGCCCCACGAGUGCGGACGCAACCGCUUCUGCGUCGUCC
Scleropages formosus (Asian bonytongue) is the source of this 252-nucleotide messenger RNA. RefSeq names its product putative protein TPRXL. The transcript has 3 exons. NCBI's taxonomy places the organism in Eukaryota, Metazoa, Chordata, Actinopteri, Osteoglossiformes, Osteoglossidae. The annotation marks the transcript as partial. The record is from RefSeq and is a predicted model, not a curated record.